Suhomyces tanzawaensis NRRL Y-17324 is the source of this 1160-nucleotide messenger RNA. RefSeq names its product RNA methylation protein. The transcript has a single exon. The record is from RefSeq and is a predicted model, not a curated record. NCBI's taxonomy places the organism in Eukaryota, Fungi, Ascomycota, Pichiomycetes, Serinales, Debaryomycetaceae. Bases 357 to 746 code for a protein of 129 amino acids. Gene Ontology annotation, molecular function: protein heterodimerization activity. Gene Ontology annotation, biological process: rRNA (guanine-N7)-methylation; peptidyl-glutamine methylation; tRNA methylation.
UGAGAGCCCUGAUCAAAGUGUCUAGGAAGGAGAAGUAGGAGAUGUAGUGAGAGAGGGAAGAAUGAGAGAUAGACAGGAUCUCGGGAAAGCCGGGGUUUUUACGGGCUUUGAGGUGAUGAAUUGCUGCGAAAUGAGCCUAGAAGAAAAUCUUCGGGAAUAGACGACUAGAGAAAAGAUAGACUGAAUUUGCUCUCUAGCACCUACAAGUCUGGACCAGUCAGGACCACCUGUCAACGUCAAAGGGCCAAAGGGACGCCAGUUAUUUGUCCACCCCGUAGCCAUAUCACGUGUAAAUGAUCACAUGACGCAUCAUAGCAUCAAAAAAAUUCACCAGCGAUGACUCCCAUCACACCAUCAUGAAGUUCUUAACCACCAAUUUCGUCACCUGUGCCGUCAAGGGAUGCCUGAGCUCGCUCGAGGCCUUCCCCUUGAAAUACGAAGACUGCCAGCUCGUGCAGGAAGAGACUGAAUACAAGCCUGAGUUCAUAAGCCAUAUGCUCGAGAGAUUGGAGUGGAAUGCCAUCGUGCAAGUCGCCAAGGAUCUUGGAAACGACUCGUUACCUGCCACCAAGCCUGAGGGAUUGGACCCAAUCAUGGAAGACAGCCAAGCUGUGUUGAAAGAUUUGCAUACCUUACUCAUGGAGACCCAGAUCGUGGAGGGCAAGAUGAGCUGCAGGAACUGUGGCCAUGUGUACCACAUCAAGAACUCGAUCCCCAACUUCCUUUUACCCCCACACUUGUGCUAGUCACCCCCUUCAUACUCCUAAUAGACAAAAAGUUACCAUUUGUAGAAGACCUUGGAGCGAAUGAAAUGGAAUUAUCAAUUUGCUGAGAUUGGAAAAAGGGUCAGAUUAGUGAAAUAGUAGAGAUUUCUAUAUCAAAAGGUAAGAUCAGCAACAAUCUAUCGUGGGUACCAUUUUCGGCAUAGUGAUUUCCCCUCAACAAGACAAAGUUGGUCUUUUAUUAAAAGAUGUAUGUUAUCACCUAAUCGAGAAUAUAACACCGAAGAUGACCCUAUGAAAUGCACGAGCGAAGAUAAACUCUGGAAGCAUUUAGACUAAAAAUAGUCAUUUAGGCUCAUAUUCAGCUGAUUUAAUAGCAGGUGAUUGAAGUAUUUCUGUGCAUAAUGCCACAUCUAAAAAAAGAUAUAGGCCAAUGAU